Fraxinus pennsylvanica is the source of this 450-nucleotide messenger RNA. The record is from the annotation of a GenBank genome assembly. Lineage: Eukaryota; Viridiplantae; Streptophyta; Magnoliopsida; Lamiales; Oleaceae.
AUGCUUCCUGCAGCCGGGCAGUCGAGGGAAAAUCAUGAAAAUAUCAUAUUUCCUGUAGCAGGGCAAUCAAGUGAAAAUUGUGUAUGUCCUGGGCAGUCGAGGGAAAAUUUCACGCUACCAUCUUCAUCCUUUGCGAAAAGAAAAUCAAGCAUCAGAUUAGAAACCAGUAAAUCAAGGUUCUCAUUGCGGGAUGACAUUGAGAACCUUGCGAAUUUGAUUUCUGCAAAAAUUAGCGGUAUAGGACCCUCCAUCAAAGAGUGCUUGGCCUUGCUAGGCAAGAUUGAUGAUGGAGUUGCCGUUGGAAGUCCAACUUAUUUUUACGCGUGCAACUUCCUUUGUAACAAAGACAAUAGGGAAAUGUUCAUUGCAAUUGGAGAUGAUACAGCACGACACAAUUGGAUUAUGUAUAACUAUAACAUCUCCAAAUCGAACGAUCCUGUGUUGCCAUGA